This is a messenger RNA of Lacerta agilis (Sand lizard), 4036 nucleotides long. It is a transcript of the gene WHRN, whose product is annotated as whirlin. Gene Ontology annotation, cellular component: cilium; plasma membrane; photoreceptor inner segment. The transcript has 12 exons. The record is from RefSeq and is a predicted model, not a curated record. Gene Ontology annotation, biological process: sensory perception of sound; auditory receptor cell stereocilium organization. Gene Ontology annotation, molecular function: protein binding. Bases 423 to 3410 code for a protein of 995 amino acids. Lineage: Eukaryota; Metazoa; Chordata; Lepidosauria; Squamata; Lacertidae.
UACAGAGGGAGUAGAAAGACCCGUGACCUCCUGCCGCGCUGGAGCGUUUCGGAACCAGCCCAGAUCGCGCCCGCACUACGUAAAAAGUGGCGGAAACUCGGCAAGAAGAUUCGGAGAGACCGCGAAGUUCUGAGUCUUCCCUCGGCGGCUCAGAGAAGGAGGAGAACGGAAGGGAUUUCUCCUCUCCUCUUCCUCUCCUUCACCUAUCUCUAUGGCUGUCCUUCCCACCGGCUCUCCCCUCAGGCCAAGGAGGGUGAAAAGAGCCGAGUUACCCCAGUGGAAACCGGAGCCUCUUCCUGUCUAAGCUCCGGCGGCAGCUCCCGAGUUUGCCCUCCGAUGUCCUGACACUUCCCUCCUCCCCCUCCCAUUAGCGAGCGCCUUCCACUGGCUGCCCAAGACCUGUCGCUUGGGGAGGGGGGGCCAUGAGCGCGGAUCUGGAUCGCAUGUCUCUGGGAUCGUGCUCUUCCGCAGCCUCGUCUUCCCAGUCCAACACCUUCGGCGGCGCGGCGGCUGGGGGCCAGCUGGGGCCCGCGGCGGCGGCCGGAGCUGGGAUCCGCUUGCUGUCUGCCAACGUGAGGAAACUUCAUGGGGCGCUGAACCUGCUCCUGAACGAGGCGGAGAAGGAGCAGUUUAUCCACUGCUUGAACGUCUAUCAUUGCCGGAGGAACGUCUUCGAUCUGGUGCAGACCCUCAAAGUCCUUCUCGACGGCCCCGAGAAGAGGCAGCUCCUGCCCAUGUUGCGCCUGGUCAUCCCCCGCUCGGACCAGCUGCUCUUCGACCAGUACACCUCCGAGGGGCUCUACUUGAAGGCAGAUUUCUUGCCUGCCAACAGCUCCGGCAGCGCGGGCCUCGACUGCGCUGGAUCUGCACGGACCCUUCCGACGCCAGCCCCGGCCACUCGCUCCCCGUCUCCCACACAGGCUGGCCACUUCUGGCCUCCUGCUCUCGCCUCCCGCAGGUCCCUGCAGGAUUUCAGCACCACGCUCGACGGGACAGCUCCCCCGGGCGCCUCGGGCUUGGAAGAACUCCGCGGGGAGAUCAGGCAAGUGAUCCUCAGGAGGAACAAGGCCCAGGAGGGGUUAGGAUUCAGCAUCCGAGGUGGCUCUGAGCACGGAGUCGGGAUCUAUGUCUCCCUGGUGGAACCAGGCUCCCUGGCUGAGAAGGAAGGCCUCCGGGUGGGAGACCAGAUCCUGAAAGUCAACGACAAGCCCUUGGACAAGGUGACCCACGCUGAAGCCGUCAAGGCACUCAAGGGCUCAAAGAAGCUGAACCUCUCUGUCCACUCGGUGGGGCGGAUCCCUGGCGGCUAUGUUACUAACCACAUCUAUACCUGGGUGGACCCCCAGGGGCGGAGCGUCUCUCCACCAACUGGCCUGCCCCAACACCAGAGCAGUUCUCUGCACAAGGACAGUGAGAAAAGGAGCCACCUCCAACUUCUGCAAGAAGGGGACGAGAAAAAGGUGAAUCUGGUCCUGAAUGAAGGGCGAUCACUUGGCCUCAUGAUCCGAGGAGGAGCCGAAUAUGCUCUUGGGAUUUACAUCACAGGUGUGGACAAGGGCUCUGAAGCAGAAAGCACUGGCUUGAAGGUUGGGGACCAGAUUCUGGAGGUGAAUGGCCACAGCUUCCUCAGCAUCCCCCAUGAUGAGGCAGUAAAGCUGCUCAAGUCUUCACGUCACCUCAUAAUGACUGUCAAAGACAUUGGAAGACUGCCUCAUGCUCGGACCACUGUAGACAAGACCAAGUGGAUCACCAGUUCCCAGAUUGGUGAGACGGCAGUCAACUUGGCAGGGGUCUCGGGAGAUCACACAGCAGAGGUGAUAGCGAAGCCAUCUUUUUACAGAGGUCUGGCAGGAUCCCAGGUAACCCUGAGCAGCUUGGUGAACCAAAGCCGUGUGAUGCUGGAGGAGCAAGCACGACAUCUCCUGAAUGAACCUGAGCGAUCCACCAUGGGCUAUUACCUGGAUGAGUACAAGGAGAACAACAUUCCAGUUGAUGCCCUUGUCAUGGCUCUAUUUGAACUGCUCAACACUCAUGCCAAGUUCUCACUCUUGUCAGAGGUGAGGGGAGUCAUAUCUCCUCAGGAUCUUGACCGCUUUGACAAUCUGGUCCUGAAGAGGGAGAUCGAAUUCAUGAAGGCCCGGCAGCCCUCGGGGACAGGAACGGACUCCUACUCCUUGAUGUCCUGCAGUGACACAGUCUCUUCCACUGGGAGUCAUUUCACUUCUACCACAGUCAGUUCAGCUCGGAAUACGUCAGACCUGGAAGGGAGCAGAAACGAAAGUCAAAGCAACGUCAACGCCCUGCCUGACAUCUCACUGGAUGAUGUUUCCUCCUUCCCUGAGGAGCCUCCAGCUUUCAAGCCUCCUCCUCCUCCCUCUCAAACGACAGAAGACCCCUCUGCCCCCCAGGACAGGAUCUCAGCAAACAACACCCUCAAGAGGCCCUCUUCAGAAUCUUCCCAGUCAGGCCUGUUCUUUGUGGCACCCCGGAACCCCACACCACCACCACCACCCAGCCUCUCUGAGAAGGAUACAGGCAGCAUUGCCUCCUCCUCCACAGAGGACUCCACCUCCAGCGCCAUCUAUGCUUCUGUCUCGCCUGCCACCCAUUCCUCCCGGAGGCCCCUGGAUGCCCACUUGUUGCUGGUCAACCAACACCUGAUUGGGCCCUUCCCUCGGGUCCAGUCACCAACACGGCUGAAGAACCCCUCUCCUGAGAGAGCCACGCAAAUCGGCACCCUUCUAAACCCAAGUGCACCAUCCCCUCCUCCUCCACCACCUCCAUCUCAUCCUGCUCCUCCGCCUCCCAGCGAGAAGGGAGGUGGGGAAGCUGGCACUGCACAGCACUUUAUCAUGGUGGAAGUUCAUCGGCCCAACAGCGAGCCAGAUGUGAAUGAAGUGAGGUCUUUGCCCCAGGCCAGAGCCUCGACACUCUCUCAGCUUUCAGACAGUGGGCAGACCCUCAGUGAGGACAGCGGUGUGGACAUCGGGGACACGGAGCUCAGCGCCAAAGACAGGAGCCGGCCGCAGGGUCCCAUAAAAAGCAUGAGCCCGCAGGAAGCACCACUGAAGGCUGACGGGCCCUUAGAGGCAGCCCCAAAACCACCAGGUCUCCUGGAACCGACAUCCCACCUGAUUCGGGUGACAAAAAGUGCCCCGACCUUGGGCAUUGCCAUUGAGGGAGGAGCCAAUACUCGCCAGCCGUUGCCUCGUAUUGUGACCAUACAGAGGGGAGGCUCUGCCCACAACUGUGGGAAGCUGAAGGUGGGCCACGUGAUCCUGGAGGUGAAUGGAGUGACAAUGCAAGGGAAAGAGCACCGGGAAGCCGCUCGCAUCAUCGCCGAGGCAUUCAAAGCGAAGGACAAGGACUGUGUUGAUUUCCUAGUCACUGAGUUUAAUGUCUCACUUUAGGGAUAGGGCCCAGGAAGGUCCCAAAGCCAAAUGCAAGAAAGAAACAAAGCAAGAACAAGGGUUUGAGCAGACUGUCGUGUGCAUGUUAGCACAUGUGCACUAUCACAAGACCCAGAUAACUCCCACCUGAAGCCCAGCAACACAUGUACGCAUGCCGCGCACAGAGCACAUGCAGGAUAUAUGCUUUGGGUUGUUGCACUGGUACUCAAAGCAGCUUCUCUGCUACCACUCCAAGACUGAGCCCGGCCAGGUGGUCUGUGGGAACAAAGAACAAUGGGACUUAGAGGAGAAGCAAAGAGAGUCGGUCACCUCCUGAUAAUAGUUCUUUCCAUAAACCAUUCUCAUCUGGUUGGUGAACUAUGCCGUAGAUGUCCCAUCUCUGCCUAUUUUGUCUCUGUGUUUGAAUGACUUGGCCAGUCACUUGUCUGAAUACCUCACCCCACCCUCUCUAGCUCUUCCAUUGCUUGCACUGUACAGUAGCAUCUUGCACCUGCUUCAGAGCACCUAUGAGUUGGGUGAGGGACGAGCCCCACCUACACUUCUCAAGCAGUCCUAGAGGAGAGAGGGGCCUCCAGGGGGCGCCACUUGUAAUGCUUUGGGGUUUAACCUCUGUGACACACCUGGCG